AUAGACCUCCGCAGACCACGCCGACCAACGGCCAGGACGCGCGCUUUUGCGCACGUCAGAGCCUAUCACGCCGGCUGCACCCGGUCCACCACCAUUGGUCGUGUGCCGCAGCCGCGACCGCGACCGCGAGCCCGCGAGGAUCCCCACUCUCUCGCUCGCUCUCCUCACAGUCACACACUCGUCUCGAGCGCCGCCCGCCGGCCCCAAACUUCCAAGCAAACCCUUGGCGCCGUCCACGGCCAUGGAUUUCCGCCGGCCGCCACGCUCCUCGUCGGGCGGCGUGGAGCCCAAGAUCCGCCAGGUCGGGUUCUUCACCCCGGACGCCUCCGCGCCGUCCGAGCUCCUGCCCCCCUCUGCCGCGGUCCCGGCGCCAUCGUCACAGCAGAGGUCGGCCGGGGGGUCGCCGCCGGCGUCUGAAGACCUCUCCGGCCGACUCUCCCCCGUCAUGAUCCCUCCCCCGCGCCACGUCGACAACCUCGCCCCGGGCCCACCCUCCCCCGCGGUCCUCGCCACUUCCGCGCCGGUGCUUUCGUCCCCGCGCCUCAACGUUGCGUCCGAGAUCGGAGACAACGACUCCUGGCCACGCGUGCCUUCUGCUGUGGAGCUAGAAGAAAACAAGCGUGGUUUGGCUGAAAUACAGAAUGAUGGUGCUCCAGCCUCCAUUCCACAAAAGCAGAAAACCUCAAAGGCAGAGAGACGUGCAAUUCAGGAGGCUCAACGUGCUGCUAAAGCGGCAACGAAGGAGGCAGAUAAAUCAGGAAAAUCUGCUGGUGCUGCAAUCUCCAAGCAAGCCAAGCCAGUAAAAACUGUUCAGAAGAAAGAUGUGCCCCAAGCUGCAAGUACAGUUGUUUCUGAGAAGAAGGCUACUGAACGUCCUCCAGAAAGAGAAAGAAAGUUAGAUGCUCCUCAUCCCCGCAUGCAGUUUGAUGAUGUGCAUAAGGUGGAGAAAGCAAAAAAACGUGCGGUAGUCAACCAAUCAGAAGCUCGAAAUAGAGUUGAACUGUUCAGGCAUCUUCCUCAGUAAUCGCAUGGCACUCAGCUUCCUGACCUCGAAUCAAAAUUCUUUCAACUAGAACCAAUGCAUCCUUCUGUAUACAAGGUUGGGCUCCAAUAUUUAUCUGGUGAAGUAUCUGGUGGUAAUGGUCGUUGCAUAGCAAUGCUUCUUGCAUUCAGAGAGGCAAUAAAAGAUUACACUACGCCUCCAAAUAAAACUCUCGGCAGAGAUCUUUCUGCAAAAAUCAGUAGUUAUGUGUCAUUUCUUAUUGAGUGUAGGCCUCUUUCAAUCAGCAUGGGCAAUGCUAUUAGGUUUCUAAAGAGCAGGAUUGCAAAGCUGGCACAUGCAUUGUCAGAGUCUGAAGCCAAAACUAGUCUUCAGUCUGAUAUUGAUCGUUUUAUAAAUGAGAAGAUAGUUCUUGCAGAUAAAGUUAUUGUCAGCCAUGCCAUCACAAAGGUCAGAGACAAUGAUGUCUUACUGACAUAUGGAUCAUCAUCAAUUGUUGAAAUGAUUUUGGAUUAUGCUCAUGAACUUGGGAGGAACUUUCGAGUUGUAGUAGUAGAUUCUCGCCCAAAGCUUGAGGGACAGGGAUUGCUGCAGAGCUUAGGCCCUGUUCGUUUGCAUCGGAUUACACCCGGAAUCAUUUCAUCUAAACAAAGUUUAUAUAAAUUAGAGAAGCAAUCCGAUUAGGAAUUAUUCUGACCUAUCAAUCCGGUGGAAACGAACAAGACCUUAGUGGGAAAGGGCAUCAGCUGCACAUACACACACAUAAAUGCCAUCUCAUACAUCAUGCAUGAAGUAACUCGAGUCUUGUUGGGUGCCUCUUCAAUAUUAUCAAAUGGGACAGUUUAUUCUCGAGUUGGGAACUUGGGACUGCAUCGGUUGCCAUGGUGGCACAUGCAUUUGGAGUUCUAGUUCUGGUUUGUUGUGAGGCAUACAAGUUUCAUGAGAGAGUGCAACUUGAUUCUAUAUGUGCUAAUGAGCUUGGUAUGGAUAUUUUAUCGUUUAUGCAUCGCAAAUAUAGGUUUCCACUCA
Molecule: messenger RNA, 2029 nt
Organism: Zea mays
Lineage: Eukaryota; Viridiplantae; Streptophyta; Magnoliopsida; Poales; Poaceae
Product: translation initiation factor eIF-2B subunit delta
Source: RefSeq, a predicted model, not a curated record